Molecule: messenger RNA, 1239 nt
Organism: Vigna radiata var. radiata (mung bean)
Lineage: Eukaryota; Viridiplantae; Streptophyta; Magnoliopsida; Fabales; Fabaceae
Product: protein FAR1-RELATED SEQUENCE 5-like
Exons: 1
Coding region: 1-1239 (412 amino acids)
Biological process (GO): regulation of DNA-templated transcription
Molecular function (GO): zinc ion binding
Source: RefSeq, a predicted model, not a curated record
AUGACGAAUGUCAUUGAACAAGUCUUUCCAGAUACUAGGCAUAGAUGGUGUUUAUGGCACAUAAUGAAGAAGUUGCCAGAAAAAUUUAGCGCUUAUAAAGAAUAUAAUCAUAUCAAAAGUGCUAUUAACAAGCUUGUCUAUGAUUGUGGUAGUCCAGAGGAUUUUGAAAGUGGUUGGAAAGCACUACUGAGCAGACAUGGAUUGUUUCAGAAUGAGUGGUUAUGCACUAUGUACGACGAGAAACAAAAAUGGGUCCCUUGUUUCGUAAGGAACUAUUUUUGGGCAGGCAUGUCAACAACUCAAAAAAGUGAGGGGAUGAAUGCGUUUUUUGAUGGAUUUAUAAAUUCAAGCACAACCUUUCAACAAUUUGUCGCUCAAUAUGACAAUGCCCUAAGAGUUAAAGCCCAAAAAGAAAUCCAAGGCGAUUUCUCCUCCCUUAACACCACGGUUGGAUGUGGCUCUCAGUCACCUAUAGAGAGACAAUUUCAACAAGAGUACACACAUUCAAAGUUUGAAGAAGUUCAAACGGAGUUUAGGUCAAGGAUGAACUGUUUCAUCAAAGAAAUUGUUAAGGACAACAUCUUAAACACUUAUACAGUUAAAGAGGAGCGGAUGUGGGAGGGCAAAUGUGUAGAUAAAUUUCAUAAAGUUGAAUUUGAUCCAAUUACCAAACAUAUCACCUGUUCGUGCUUACUGUUUGAGUUUAGGGGAAUCAUUUGCCGCCAUUCCCUUUUGGUUUUUGGGCAGGAAGAUGUUUGUAGUGUGCCAUCAAAAUACGUCCUUCGGAGGUGGAGCAAGAAUAUCCGGAGGAGACACACUUUGAUUAGAGUAGCAAAUAUUAAUUCCAAUCUUGAACCUACCAUGCAAAGAUACCAGAGUUUGUGCAAAACAUUCUACGAAAUUGUUGAGGUUGCAUGUGAGUCAGAACCUGUUUGUAAUGAGUUGGAGAAAGAACUUCGAUUGCUUCGUAAAAAAUUUGGAUGCAGUUCAAUGUUGACAAAUAACAUAGUCAGUGAUGGAGGCAAAUUGCGUUAUGAUAAUGUGGUUCCCAGUUCCAUACCCGAAACCGUUGGUGAAAGUGUUGAUUUACUUGUCCGUAGUCCUAUAGCAGUGAAACGGAAGGGCCGACCACGCACCAACAGGAUGAAGUCAGCUGUUGAGAAACAGACCAAAAAAGGGAAAAGUGCAUCCACUCAAAAGACUUCAAGAACAUCCGUUGAAGAAUGUGUGAGUAUUUGA